AUGUCAAAAGCUGAAAACCCGGAGAUUCAACCGGUAGAGCUAGCUGCUCAAAGGGAAGAAGCUCUCUUAACACCUGAAAGCGAUAAGGACGAGAAAUUCCAUUCGAUCAACUCAACUCCAUACGAAAAGAACGAAAGUACAACGUUAGGAUACGAUCAUGAAGCUGAAUUUGGACAAGCUAAACUCAACGAUUUCGCCUUCAGGGAUGACGAAAAUGAGAAUCAAUACGAUUGGGAAUCGGAUGAAUUCAAAAAUAUACCCGAGAUAGUCAGAAAUACAGUUAGUUUUGAAGAUGAUCCGACUCUACCUGUUAUCACUUUUCGAGCGAUAGUCCUUUCCGCUCUGUUUUGUGCCAUUGGAAGUAUCGUAUCCCAAAUCUCUUACUUCCGUACGACCCAUGCGCCUUUCCCGGUAUUCUUCGUCAUCCUCGCUUCUCACCCACUGGGAAAACUUAUGGCUCGGGUGCUUCCUGACUAUAAAGUACCACUGGGAAGGUUCUCUUUCUCACUUAAUCCGGGGGCCUUCAAUGUCAAAGAACACGUCAUCAUUGGUGUCGCUGCCAACGCCGGGAGCCAGGGGCAAUGGGCCACUUACUUACCGACAAACGCUGCUCUUUUCUAUAACAUCACGAUGGAGCCCGCAAUAGCCCUUUUCUUCGGUUGGGGUGCGUCUCUUCUGGGAUCUCUUUCGCAGCUAUGUAUCCAGGGAACGACCGAAUUGCAUCUCGAACGAUCUCGUAAACAGAUGGAGUAUUCUGGCUAUCGAAACCAUAAAGUCAAUUUCAUCGUUGCAGGACGAGGCGGAAUAGGUUUAUUGAACAUUACAUUGGAUUGGUCAAAUAUCACUUCAACCGUCAUCACUUAUCCUUAUAGCGUUCAAGUGAUCAUCUUCGUCGCUUUCGUCAUCACUACUUGGAUCCUGAUCCCAAUAGCUUACUUCGGGAACGUAUGGGGUUCUCCAACUUAUAAUAUCAUGUCUAAUGGAGUUUUCGAAAAGAACGGCUCGUCGUAUCCCUUCAAUUCUCUCUUAUAUACCGAUGCUUCGGGCUCGCAAAUAUUCAACGAAACCAGGUACGACGAGAUUGGUCUCGCUUAUUCCGGUGCUCAGUAUCUUUGGGAGAUCUUCAUGUGGUAUGCCUCUUACAUCUCGUCCUUCGUGUGGUGUGGUCUUUUCCUUGGACCCAAUAUCGCACAUGUAUGGACAUCAUGGCGAGCGAGAAAGGCAGCACAUAACGAUCGACUCAGUAAACUCAUCCAAAAGUAUCCAGGCUUGACUUGGUGGGAAUGGGCUCUCCUCACUCUGAUUCCCUUCUUCAUGCUCCUCGGUGUGAUCCUCACCAAGAAGCUAUACAUGUCCACGUGGACGUACUUUGUCGCUCUGGGAUUUGGAGCAGCCGCGAUGUUACCUAUGAGUCUGAUCUACGCUGUAUCUGGAUAUCCAAUGAAAGUUGGCUUCUUCAAUGAGCUUGUCUACGGAUAUAUGAUCGAUGCUAAGGGAUCUUCCCGUCAUCCAUUGGGUCAACUGGCUUAUCGAAUUAUCUCCGGUAAUGUUUGGUAUGAUGCUAGGACUGUUUUAGAGGAUCAAAAGAUCGGACACUACUUCCAUAUCCCACCUCGAACCGUUAUCGGUAUCCAAAUCCUAGCCAAUAUGUUAGCCCUUCCAGUCAACUAUGGAGUGAUGAGAUGGGUCCUCGCCUCCAAAUUCGAUUAUGUCAGUGGGAAGAUCGCCGAUCCCGCAGGUCAGUGGACCGGUCAAGAAUUUAAGAGUUACAAUACAGCUGGGGUACAAUAUGCUUUGGUCGGCCCGAAGAGAUUGUUCGCUUCGAGUGUAUUUCAACCUGUCACUUAUGGUUUUGUUGCUGGAGCGGUCGCACCUUUGAUCAUUUGGCUACUGCACAAGAAGUUCCCCAAAGCCAAAUUCGAUUUAUGGAAUACUACCAUCUUCUUCUCGGGUGCGGCUACCUUCCAUGGUAAUCUCAGUACCGGUCCUUUCACUACAUUCAUCAUUGGGACUGUGUGGAACUUCUACUUGUUCAGAUAUAAGAGAAAGUUCUGGAACAUGUACGCGUAUAUUACCGGAGCUGCUUCCGAUACUGGAUGGAAUUUCAAUUUGUUAUUCAUCUUCUUGUUCCUGGGUACGACAGGUGCCGUCAUGCCUCACUGGUGGGGUAACAACAAGGACUCGAUUGAGCGAUGCUUCGCUCUUAAGAAGUAA
This is a messenger RNA of Kwoniella mangroviensis CBS 8507, 2214 nucleotides long. RefSeq lists its product as uncharacterized. Lineage: Eukaryota; Fungi; Basidiomycota; Tremellomycetes; Tremellales; Cryptococcaceae. Gene Ontology annotation, molecular function: oligopeptide transmembrane transporter activity. Gene Ontology annotation, cellular component: plasma membrane. Gene Ontology annotation, biological process: transmembrane transport. The record is from RefSeq and is a predicted model, not a curated record. The transcript is spliced from 19 exons. The coding region runs from base 1 to 2214 and encodes 737 amino acids.